AUGAGAGAUCGUUUCACGAAACGGAUUCAAGUAAAACUUCUCGAUGGGAAUUUGAUUUUUCUCGAUAUUCAACCGUCUACAAGCGGUGCCACACUUCGUAAGGAGAUCGAUACACUUUGCGGGAUCGAGAAACUCGAUUCACUGCUAUUUGGCAUAGCUUUCAUCGAUGAUCGCGGCCAGUACUAUUGGUUUCCCGAAGAAACGCUGGAAAGUGAUGAGAAUUUCGAGUUUUUCGAGCGGUUCAUCAACGAAAAUCGAGUUUUGCACCAUCGAGUGAAAUUUUUCCUUGACUCUUGUCUUUCCUGUGUUCAUCCACUAUCGAUUGAGCUUUAUUUCCUGGAUGUGCAUCAGGAAAUCUUCCAGGAUAAUCUCUGUUUGGAGGAGUUUGACUACGUGGAGGUGGCUGCAAAUCUCAUUCAUGCUUAUGUUGGAGACUCAAAUGGGGAUAUUUCUUCUGUGGACACGUUGAGGUAUCUUUUGCCUGCAAGACCGAGAGCUUUCUUUCAAAAGAUUCAAGAGAAUAUGAUUGAUGAGAAAGUGACUGAGAUUGAGCGUGGGAUCCUUGAAAAUUAUAUGUUGUUGAGAGGGAAACAAAGGGGACAUUCGAUUGUCAGGGUGAUGCAAAUCGUGGAACGAUGCGCAACUUAUGGAAGUCGUUUCUAUUGUGUCAGAGAUGGGGUCACUGAUGAACAGUUGACAAUCGCCGUGAACAGUCGCGGCAUUUUCGUCUACAAUGUCGGCGAUUUCUUGGAGCCCGUUCAAUGGUUCGAGUGGAAAGAUUUGGACAAUUUAUUCUACAAAGAGACUGAAUUCAUGUUGGGAUUAAAACAAAGAAAAAUGAUGGGAAAUAGACCGAAUUCUUGUUUAAUAACAAGUGAAAAAGAUGUCGAAUUGCAGAAAGCUGUCAAUGAUCCAACAACGAAG
Messenger RNA from Mesorhabditis belari, 924 nucleotides. NCBI's taxonomy places the organism in Eukaryota, Metazoa, Nematoda, Chromadorea, Rhabditida, Rhabditidae. The record is from the annotation of a GenBank genome assembly.